UUAAUUAAUAAUUAUUAUUCAGUUUUAUAAUGCGAUAAAUCUUCAUUCAACAUUGGUUGUAUAAAAAAUGUUUUUUAUUUUUUGAUUUUAAUUUGAUUUUAACACCAUUCAAUGUGAAAUUAUUGUCUAAAUAAGUGCUAUUCAACGAUUGCCUCUUUAGACUGAAAGAAAAUUCGCUAUUGCUACUGCUGCUGCUGCUGCUGUUAAAGAAGUUGAGCUAGAGACCACAGUCUCGAGCUAGUUAAUUCUGGUACUUAAUCUACGCACCAGCGUCUAAGAAUUUCCUGUCAUGUCUUAAAAGAAUUGCCAUCAUCAUGUCUCAGAGGUUAGAGUUUCUAAACACAAAGGCUGAAAAUACAGAACCGGUUGAAGUUUUUUUAGAAACUAACCAAAACUAUGUUAAUGAUAAUAGUUUUCCAACCACAAUCAACGUUCUCUUUACUGAUGACAAUUCUAUGCUGCCAGCUGAUAUGUCUCAUUUAAAUAGCAACUCUUUGAGUAACAGUAAUGCUGCGAAUACACCAUUGAAAACUGACAUAUCUCAUUUUAAUAGCAACUCAUUGAGUAACAGUGAUUCUGUGAAUAGCCCUCUGCCAUCUGAUGUAUCAUAUUUAAAAAGCAAUUCAUUGAGUAAUGAUGAAGCUGUGAAUAUACCUNUGCAGACCGAUAUAUCUAAUUUAAAGACUAACUUAUUGAAUAGCCACGAGGCUGUAAAUAAAUUUCUACCAACUGAUAUAUCUCAUUUAAAUAACUCAUUGAGUAGUGACGAAACUGUGAAUAUACUGGUACCUACAGAUAUAUCUCAUUUAAACAGUAACUCAUUGAAUAAUGACGAGACUGUGAAUAUAUCGGCACCUACAGAUAUAUCUCAUUUAAAUAAUGACGAGACUGUGAAUAUAUCGGUACCUACAGAUAUAUCUCAUUUAAAUAAUAACUCAAUAAAUAGUGACGAGACUAUAAAUAUACCUGUACCUGCAGAUAUAUCUCAUUUAAACAUCAAUUCAUUGAGUAGCGAUGAAACUGUGAAUAUACCUGUACCUUCAGAUACAUCUCAUUUAAAUAGAAAUUCUUUGAGCAGCAAUGAGGCAGUAAAUACUUCCCUUCAAGAAUCACUCAACAAUACAGAAGUAGAUGUUGUUGACAAACCCACCAGUACUAGUACUAAGCAGAUUGUAUAUUAUAAUAUUGGCGAUAUUGUUUGGGCUAAAAUUGGGAAGUAUCCAUAUUGGCCAAGCAUCGUUUGUAAUGACCCAACAUUGAAUAUUCAUUAUAAAAAAAAAAAAAGAUUCUUAUUACAUGUUCGCUUUUGUAAUGAUAAAGGUAGAAGAAGUUGGGCAACAACAAUUGAAAAAUAUUGUGGAAAAAUGGCAUUACUUUCAAAGCAUCCUAAUUGUUUAAUCUACUUAAAGAAUACUAAAAAGCUUAUAGAAACAUGGAAUUUAGCAGUUGAAGAAGCUGAUAAUUUGAUGAAACUUGAUAGAGAAUUAAGAAUAAUAGAUUUUUUUAAAACAUUUUCUAAUUCAGAUCCUGUUACUCAAUCUGUUUCAAAUAAUUCGUCUGAAGGCAAUGUUACUGCUAUAAAAGUACGUACUUAUUCAAGAAAAAGAUCUCAAACAGUUCCUGAACAAGAUAUUGAUUCCAAGAUAAUGAAGACUGAAGACAUAUCCAUGAAUUGUACAUCAUCAAGAUCAAUAGACAUUCCUCUGCUAUCAAGAUCAGAUGAUGCUGAUAGUACUGUUUCUGAUUUUUCUAUGAGUUAUGCUUUUAUGGAAGAUACAGGUUUAAAAGUUAAACAAGAAAUUGUAAAAAAAAGAAGAUCAACAAAAACAUACCCACCAAAAAAUUCACUUACCAAUAAAUAUGAUUCAACUUAUUCACUAGUGAAUUCUCCAGAAAAUAAUAGUGUAUCUGAUAAUCAGGAUAAAAACCCAAUUAAAACCAAAACAACUACUCAUAUGGUACCUGAACAUAGAAAACUUGAAAUAAGCAUAUUAGAAGGAGAAUAUGAUCAAGAUAAUAUUAUUUUACCUAGUUCUCGUCGUUCAAAAAAAAAAAAUACAACCCAUAUGAAUUCAUCCAAUUCUAAAAAAACAGUAAAAAGAAAAAAACUUAUUGGAAAAGAAAACUCUACUGGAAGAAAGUCAACUACAGUUAAACGCGAAAGUAGCCAAGAACUGGAUACAACAGAAAGUGAAGCUUCUUCUAAAAAUGAAACAUAUAGCUCUGUUUUCUUAAACACUUCAAAAAACAAACAACUUUUUACAAAAACUUGGAAAAGAGCAUGUGUAGUUUGUAAAAACUUAAAAAACACAAUAAAAUGUCUAGGCCCAUGUCAAAGUUAUUUUCAUCAAGAAUGUUUAGAUAAAAGUGAGGAAAGAUAUCAUCAGACCAAAAGUAUACCAAUGAAUAAAAUUAAAAAAUUGCCUGGUCGCCGUAAAAGAAAUUACUCAAAACUCGUACAGAAAAAUGAAGAUUCUAUUUCUGAUAUUCCAGAGCUUAUUAAUAACAUUAAAGAAGAAAACGCUACCAAAUCAUUUAAAGAUGACGAUGAAAUAAAAUCUAAUGGCUUAUCUGAUGCUCAAAAUUCUGGCUAUACUAAUGAAGAAACUAUUUCACUUAAUCAACUUGAAUCGGAUAAUCUAUAUAAAAAUGAUAGUUGCAUUCUUACUGAGAAUGAAAAUACUCAAAGUGAAUUAGGAAGUGUAAAUGAAGAUUCUAUUCAAGGCACUUCUGAAGAAAAACAUGUUGAUACUCCAAUUGUGCCACUAGAUAUUAGUGAAAAAAUACCAUUAGACAAUUUAAAAUAUAUGUGCAGCCUAUGUAAAGCCAAUAAAACGAACUGCUUUAUAUGUGGUUUAGUUAUUGAUGAUUCUGGACAAAAGAUUGUUUGUAAAAUAUCUAGCUGUGGAAAAUAUUAUCAUGAAACUUGUUUAAAUGAUUGGCCACAAUGUCAAUGGACUCAAGAGUUGCGAAAUAAUGUCCGAUGUGUAGUAUGUCCACAUCAUGUUUGUCAUUUAUGCAUAUCGGAUAAUCCUAAAAGUUCAUGUAAAACUCAUUUUCCCGCUGAAAAAUUAUCCCGGUGUAUUAAAUGUCCAACAGCUUAUCAUAGGAGUGAAUACUGUUUACCAGCUGGUUGUCAAGUCUUAACAUACAAUGAUAUUAUUUGUAGUCGUCAUUUUGAACCUGUUAAAAUGCAAAACUAUCAUUAUAAUGCUACUUGGUGUUUUAUUUGUGCAUUAGGAGGUGGUUCAUUAGUAUGUUGUGAUUUGUGUCCAUCUUCAUUUCAUGUUGAUUGUUUAAAUCAGGACCCAUCUGAAUUUGAAGAAGGUUUUACUUGUGAAGAAUGUCAAACUGGACGAUAUCCUUUAUAUGGUGAAAUUGUUUGGGUUAAGAUAGGGAAUUAUAGGUGGUGGCCAGCUGAAAUUGUCUUUCCAAAUCAAGUUCCUGAUGUUGUUAAUGCAAUACCUCAUUCUGUAGGGCAAUUCGCUGUUCGAUUUUUUGGAACCUAUGAUUAUUAUUGGGUGAAUCGUGGACGAGUAUUUAACUUUCAUGAAGGGGAUGAUGAGAAUAUUUUGAAAAAAAAUAAAUUGAAGGUUAUAGAUCAAGUAUUUCAAGAUUCUAUUGUAGAAGCAGCUCAAGCACAUAAUGCUUAUAUUUUAGAAAAAGAAAAAAAUGAUGCAACAGUUGCAAAAUCAUUUACAAAGCCUCCAAAAUUUACAAGAAUAAAAUUCAACAAACCUAUUGGCAAUGUCAAAAAUAUGGAAUUUGAUAUCACUCCAAUGACUCCUUGUGAAUGUGAUCCAACAAAACCAAAUCCAUGUGGCCCAGGUUCUGAUUGUAUAAAUAGAAUGCUUAUGUUUGAAUGUGGACCAAAAGUAUGUCCUGCUGGAAAUAAAUGUAAUAAUCAAAGAUUUGAAAAAACAUUAUACCCGGCUAUGGUCCCAUUUUUGACAAAAGGUAGAGGUUGGGGUCUUAAAACAUUAGAAGAUAUAAAAGAAGGUUCAUUUGUGAUCGAAUAUGUCGGUGAUGUAAUUGAUGAAGAAGAAUUUCAAAGAAGAUGUUUGGAAAUGCAUCAAAGGAAUGAACAAAAUUAUUAUUUUUUGACUAUAGAUAAUUCUAGAACAAUUGAUGCUGGGCCAAAAGGAAAUUUAUCAAGAUUUAUGAAUCAUUCGUGUGAACCAAAUUGUGUGACACAAAAAUGGACAGUGAAUGGAGAUACUAGAAUUGGACUUUUUGCUUUACAUGACAUUCCAACUGGUACAGAACUAGUUUUUGAUUACCGUUUACAGAGUUGCUCAGGAGUAGAGAAAAAGCCUUGUCAAUGUGGAGCUGCAAGAUGUUCUAAAUUUAUUGGAGUCAAAGUGGAAGAAGAGAAAAAGAAAGUAACUUCAAUUAACGAUGUUGAUAAGUGUAAAGGUUCUUCAAAAAACAAACGAAAACCACUAAAACUUAAGGAUAAUGUUUCCGAUUCAGACAAAUCCAAAUCAAUUAAAAACGAUCAAAAAAACUCUACAACUGAAAAUGUGGUAGAAGCAUCUAACGCUGAGAAAGUUGACCUUUCCAAAACAUCCAAAUCAAAAAAAUCUAUUGAAAAACCAUCAACUGCCUUAAAAAAAGAAAAUUCAGAAUCCUCAGAAACAUCAGUUAUGAAAAGGAAGUGGAAGAAAUCAGCUAGGAACAGCACCAAUAUGACCAAAGAUGACAUUACAGUUGAUGAUUCUACGGAAUCGGAAGGAAAUGUUAAUUCAAAAAGAAAGCUAAGGAAUGGUUUGUCUACUCUUUCUUCGAGAAAACUAUUGAUAAAAGAUGAUAUACUGAGUACAGACGAUUCUGUUGUAAUGAAAAAGGAACAGCAACUCGACAGUUUUAAAAAAAAGAAUGUGAUUAAAUCCAAUGCGUUACUUCUGCCAUCACCCAUCUUAACCAAAUUAUCAUCAGCUACAACUGUGUGUACAUCUGAAAAAAAAGCUAAUGAUAUGAAAUCUGACAAAUCUAUUAAAACUCAAGAAAAAUCUCGAAACAAUUUAACUAGAUUAGCAAAAAGCAGACAUUUAUUUCUAUCUAAAAAUAUGAAUAAAGAGACAAAAGUACAGCCUAUUUUACCAAGUAUAAAAGUCAACAAAGAAAAAAAGAAUUUAUCAAAUAUAACAAAAACCAUAAAAAACAGUGGAAAAAUUGUAUUGAAAAAAACUGCUGUUUUAAAAAAAUCUAAAAUAAACCAAGACUUCUUACAGUCCAAAGCAUAUUUCAAAAACAAUUCUUGUUUGAUUUGUGGGAAAGGUCAUACAGAACUAGCGUGCAAAAACAAAAAGUGCCCCAGAGUCUUUCAUCUCAGUUGUAUUAACAAAACUAGAAUUGUGAAAUCCGGAUUCAUUUGCCCCUCUCAUUUCUGUUCUUUAUGCAACAAACGUAAAGUAGUAGCCAAAUGUAAAUUUUGUGUGGAAUCGUUUUGCGCUAUGCAUGUAAAAGGAAACAUAUUUAAAGAUCCGCUGGGUAAUGGUAUGUUGUGCACAACUCAUCAUCCUAACAAACCAUCUCUGCCAAAUAUAAGUAAUCCAGUGAUUCCUGACCCCAAUGUUAGUAGCAAAAUAAAUAUUAUCAAUAAUAAAAAGGAACCCAUUGAUUUUGUGGAUCCUGAUUAUAAUAUGGCGUUAUCAGAAGACUCUGAAGAUAUCGAUGAAGAUUCGUUGAGUAUUGAUAUAGAUGAAAUUAACAAAGAAGAAUAUACACAAACACAGGUUGUCAAGGAUGAGUGUGAUCGUGAAUACAUACAUAUUGGUGGGUUUAAUGUAAGCAAUAUGUCUGAUUUGGUGUCAGAUCAAGGAGAAAACUAUACAGCACCAGUUGAUACAGAUGGUGAUCUUUUCAAGCCAUCAUUAGCCAAUGUUGUUAUUGACAUAGAGUCUGCAUCUGCUUUUUACCAGCCCAUGGACAACCUACAACUAGUGUCUAUUGCCACUGAUAAUAAAGAUAGCCAUGACUAUGCCAAUGUAAAUUUUAUAACUGAAGCUAAUCAAACAAAAAACAAAUGGCUAGCAGCUGAACCUUAAUGUCAAGAAGUCAAAUAUCUAGUAUUAUUUUGUUAAUCUUUUGACAAGAAAUAUUAAUGUAAUCCUCCUUUUUCAAAAACGUUAGUUACCUAA
This is a messenger RNA of Melanaphis sacchari, 6143 nucleotides long. RefSeq names its product histone-lysine N-methyltransferase NSD2-like. The record is from RefSeq and is a predicted model, not a curated record. Gene Ontology annotation, cellular component: nucleus; chromatin. Bases 315 to 6050 code for a protein of 1911 amino acids. NCBI's taxonomy places the organism in Eukaryota, Metazoa, Arthropoda, Insecta, Hemiptera, Aphididae. Gene Ontology annotation, biological process: regulation of DNA-templated transcription. The transcript has 30 exons. Gene Ontology annotation, molecular function: histone H3K36 methyltransferase activity; protein binding.